Messenger RNA from Phyllostomus hastatus (greater spear-nosed bat), 1995 nucleotides. It is a transcript of the gene CPNE1, whose product is annotated as copine 1. Gene Ontology annotation, cellular component: plasma membrane. Gene Ontology annotation, biological process: regulation of canonical NF-kappaB signal transduction; positive regulation of tumor necrosis factor-mediated signaling pathway; cellular response to calcium ion. Gene Ontology annotation, molecular function: calcium-dependent phospholipid binding. The transcript is spliced from 16 exons. The coding region runs from base 160 to 1797 and encodes 545 amino acids. Lineage: Eukaryota; Metazoa; Chordata; Mammalia; Chiroptera; Phyllostomidae. The record is from RefSeq and is a predicted model, not a curated record.
UGCCUUGAGCUACUUUGCGCCAGGGGAUUCAUAAGCAUCCUAGAAUUGGCUUUUUCUGGAUCACCAUAACUAGCAACAAGCAAGUAAGGUGGCACUGCUUUUCUACAUACUGACUGCUGUACUACUAAAGAGUCCAGAAGGAGCAAAAAACUACCAGAUAUGGCCCACUGCGUGACCUUGGUUCAGCUGUCCAUUUCCUGUGACCACCUCAUUGACAAGGACAUUGGCUCCAAGUCUGACCCACUCUGCGUCCUUUUACAGGAUGUGGGAGGGGGCAACUGGGCUGAGCUUGGCCGGACCGAGCGAGUACUGAACAGCUCGAGCCCCGAGUUCUCCAAGACUCUGCAGCUUGAGUACCACUUUGAAACAGUCCAGAAGCUCCGAUUUGGCGUUUAUGACAUAGACAACAAGACACCUGCGCUGGGGGACGAUGACUACCUAGGAGGGGCUGAGUGUUCCCUAGGACAGAUUGUGUCCAGCCAGAUGUUAACUCUACCCUUGAUGCUGAAGCCUGGAAAACCUGCUGGGCGGGGCACCAUCACGGUCUCAGCUCAGGAGCUGAAGGACAGUCGUGUAGUGACCAUGGAGGUGGAAGCCAGAAACCUAGAUAAGAAGGACUUCCUGGGAAAAUCGGAUCCAUUCUUGGAGUUCUUCCGCCAGGGUGAUGGGAAAUGGCACCUGACAUACAGAUCUGAGGUAAUCAAGAACAACCUGAACCCUACGUGGAAGCGUUUCUCUGUUCCCCUUCAGCAUUUCUGUGGAGGAGAUCCCAGCACACCCAUCCAGGUACGGUGCUCAGACUAUGACAGUGACGGUUCACACGAUCUCAUUGGCACCUUCCACACCAGCCUGGGCCAGCUGCAAGCAGCCCCGGCUGAGUUUGAAUGUAUCCACCCUGAGAAGCAGCAGAAAAAGAAGAGCUACAAGAACUCUGGAACUAUCCGUGUCAAGAUUUGCCAGGUAGAAACAGAGUAUUCAUUCCUGGACUAUGUGAUGGGAGGCUGCCAAAUCAACUUUACUGUAGGUGUGGACUUCACAGGCUCCAAUGGAGACCCCUCCUCACAGGACUCUCUGCACUACCUGAGCCCAACAGGGGUCAAUGAGUACCUGUCGGCACUGUGGAGCGUGGGCAAUGUGGUCCAGGACUAUGAUUCGGACAAGCUGUUCCCAGCAUUUGGAUUUGGGGCCCAGGUGCCCCCUGACUGGCAGGUCUCCCAUGAAUUUGCCUUGAACUUCAACCCCAGUAACCCCUACUGUGCAGGUAUCCAGGGCAUUGUGGAUGCCUACCGUCAGGCCCUGCCCCAAGUACGCCUCUAUGGCCCCACCAAUUUUGCACCCAUCAUCAACCAUGUGGCCAGAUUUGCAGCCCAGGCUGCACAUCAGAGGACUGCCUCGCAAUACUUCGUGCUGUUGCUGCUGACUGACGGUGCUGUGACAGAUGUGGAGGCCACACGUGAGGCUGUAGUUCGUGCCUCUCACCUGCCCAUGUCAGUGAUCAUCGUGGGUGUGGGUGGUGCUGACUUCGAGGCCAUGGAGCAGCUGGAUGCUGAUGGCGGGCCCCUGCGCACACGCUCCGGGGAGGGAGCUGCCCGCGACAUAGUGCAGUUUGUGCCCUACCGCCGCUUCCAGAAUGCCCCUCGGGAGGCAUUGGCGCAGACUGUGCUUGCAGAAGUACCUGGGCAACUGGUCUCCUACUUCAAGGCCCAAGGUUGUGCCCCACUGAAGCCGCUUCCACUUCCAGCCAAGGGCCCUGAACAGGCCCCUGCACAGGCCCCUGCACAGGCUCCUCAGGCCUAGAUUCCCUUGGAGGGUAGGUUGUGGCCAGUCCUCAGCUCUGCGUCCUCAAGGCCCAUAUGCACUAGUGCUCACCCCUGCGCACACUCCCCAGUGCUUAGCACUUUAUAUUUUAUACUUUUGUACUUACUCCUACUGUUGCUCUUGAUCCCACCUUCUUGCCCCUGGAGCCCCUCAUUCAAUAAAGAUCAAUGAUGGCCA